Messenger RNA from Syngnathoides biaculeatus (alligator pipefish), 2117 nucleotides. RefSeq names its product N-lysine methyltransferase SMYD2-B-like. Gene Ontology annotation, cellular component: nucleus. Gene Ontology annotation, molecular function: protein binding. The transcript has 12 exons. The record is from RefSeq and is a predicted model, not a curated record. The coding region runs from base 1 to 1305 and encodes 434 amino acids. Lineage: Eukaryota; Metazoa; Chordata; Actinopteri; Syngnathiformes; Syngnathidae.
AUGGACGGGAUCGAGAGGUUCGACAGCCCGGACAAAGGUCGCGGCCUGCGGGUGAGCAGAAGCUUCCGGGUCGGGGAGCUGCUCUUCUCCUGCCCGGCCUACUGCCACGUGCUGUCCGCCGCCCACAGGGGGCAACGCUGCGACUUCUGCCUCGACAGGAAGGAAAGCCUGGCAAGAUGUGGCAAAUGCAAGAAAGCCUUCUACUGCGGUGUCAAAUGUCAGAAGGGCGACUGGGAGGCGCACAAGCUGGAGUGCUCGGCGAUGGUCGCGUUCGGGGACAAUUGGCGCCCGUCGGAAAGCAGCCGGCUGGUGGCCCGAAUCCUGGCCAAGAAGAAAACGCAGAACGGAAGAUGCGCGUCCGAGAAGAUCUUGCCGGUCGGAGAGAUGCAGUCGCACUUGGCGGACAUGGACGACGAGAAACGUGACGCGACCCAGGCGGACGCGGCCGGACUGCACCGCUUUUACUCCAAACAUUUGGACUUUCCCGACUCCAAAGAGCUGCUUUCGCUCUUCUCACAGGUGGCCUGUAAUGGCUUCACGAUCGAGGACGAGGAACUGUCCCACUUGGGUACGGCGGUCUACCCAGACGUGGCGCUCAUCAACCACAGCUGCGUUCCCAACGUGAUCGUCACCUUCGACGGCACGCGGGCCCAAGUGCGAGCCGUCAACCACGUGGAGGCCGGAGAUGAAGUGUUGAUCAGUUACAUCGAUCCGCUCUACCCGACAGACGACCGCAACGGCAGGCUCAGAGACGCGUACUACUUUUGCUGCCGCUGCCGAGAGUGUCGAACGAGGUCCAAAGACGAGCUGAAGCUGAAAGUGCGCAAGCGUCGCGAGCCGGUGGCGGCGGAAGCGCUGAGCGCCAUGUUGCGAUACGCUCGCAAAACCAUCAGCGACUUCAGAGGCCUCAAACUCAUCAAAAAUAUCCUUUUCCCUACCCACGACGAGCUCCUGGAGAUGUGCGAGCAGAGCCUGGAGAAGAUGGCCACCGUGCUGGACGACGCCAACGUCUUCGUGCUCCACAUGAGCUACCAGGCCAUGGGCGUCUGCGUCUACCGGGGCGACUUCCGCGCCGCCGUCCGCUACGGCGAGAAGCUGCUCAAACCCUUCACGGAACUGUAUCCCGCCUACUCCCUGAACGUGGCGUCUCUGUACCUCAAGCUGGGCCGACUCUACCUGGCCUUGGACAGACGCGCCGAGGGCUUGCGGCGGCUCGACGAGGCGUUGAGCAUCAUGGAAGUGGCCCACGGCGACGAUCAUCCCUACGUCCGAGACCUGCGCAAACUCAAACAAACUUCAUUUUAGACCUUUACGCCGCUGCCCUGACUUAGGAGUUGAAAUCGUGCCGCCACCGCGCUCGUAACUCGAUGGACUCGCGCCUUGCGAUACGACACGACCGACCUCGCGGCCAUUUUUGGCUUUGACUGGCAAGCAAAAAGUUGAGUAACUCCACUCACUUGACGAAAAGAGGCAAUUCGUUGCCAACCUCAGUUUGCGUUUAGUCUCAAAUAUAUAACUUGAAGACAAUUAAACUUACUUGAAGGUUACUUAGCUCCAUGCUAACCAAAACAACAGAGAUGGACAAACCGAUCGCAUCGGCACUGCGAUGUCACAACUCUUGAAUAUUUGAACACCGGCGGUGGAGCAACACAGACAGACAAUACAGUGGACCCCGCUAAUCACAGGAUUAGGGACCAUGUGGAACCGCAAUUCGUGAAAUCUGCAGAUGGACUUUAAUUGCGCUCGACCCCAAACCUCCUGAAUAAGUGCUGCUUUUAGGGCAACUGUAUUCUCUCAUGGUAAGAAAGCAAUAUUUAUCCACUGCGAAGAGUUAGCAAUAUUAUUGCACCUUACUGAGACUCGUCUCCACGCGUGUUAUACUGCCCCCAGGUGGCCAAGGAAUGCACUACAAGGAACAGCACAAUGUCCACUGAGUUGAAACAAAAAGAAACAAAUAACAGCUUAGUUCUUUCGAUUUUGUUUCAGUUACAAGUGUGGUCACAGAAGGAAUUCAACUUGCACCUCAGGGCAUCACGAUAAUCACGUAUUUAUGCAGGGUUUUUUUUUUUAAGGGGGAGUUCAGCUUUUGACUCCAAAGUUAUGGCAUUGUUAUCAAC